AUGCGAGAAGAUUCACGAAAAAAUGAUUUCUACAUGUCAUGGUCCUCAGAUGGAGCUGAUUCCUCAACUUCUACGACUCUGCCGCAUGUAAUGAAGGGGUCUUCUUCCGAUGAUGUUGUGGGCGAUAUUGUAACACCAGUGUCUCCAUCGGAAGCACCCAGUAGUCCUGCUGCACAAGUGGAUUUUUAUACUUAUUCCGGAGAUGAUGAAGAAGGUGCAGUUGGAGAGCUGGUGGAUACUAAGAGCGAAGCAAAAUCUCAUCGAUGGAAAGGGCUGAUAGUUAUUCUACUACUUCUCGCUCUUGGUUUCGGGCUAUACAUUCUAUUCAGAAACGAAGCUCCAGGCACCAAGGAUGCUAGCAAUCCUCCUUGGAAUCCAGCAGAUAUGCCAUCAGGCGCACCAACAAGUGAAUCAGAAACCGUCAUGCCAAGCUUGACUCCCACAACACCGCCACUUUAUGACCCGCCUUCGGUGGAAGAUUGCAUUGCGAUCGCAAGGGGUAAGGUAAUUGAUGGGCAGGACGAAAUGUUGGUCGAACGAUACGAAGUUGUGCUCGAUGUGGCACUAGAUUCGGGAGGUAUUGCCAUUCAGGGCAUUUUGAAUCGAUUAGUCGCUGAAACACGGCAGAUAAUUCUUCCCGAGAUUCUUGGCUGUGGUGAUGCAAGUCGUAAAUUGAUGGAAAUUGAAAGUGGAGCGGAUGACAAUCCAUCUGCCUCUUCUGCCAUUGUUUCAAUGAUUCGGGGUAGUGCAAGACGACAGCUGUCUUUACCCACAUCACCGUCCUCGCGGUUCAUUAUGGCCAAUGCUGCCGUUUCCAUUCGGAAUCCAUCGGCAGAGUGGUGUGCAUCAGGGUCAGGUCCCCUCUGCUACCGCGUUAUUAUGUCGUUCGACAUGGCCUUCCGAUCGGAUGAUCUAAAGGUGCUAACAGUGGUCCAAUACAUUGCCGAGGCAUUCAAGUCACCCGAUUCACUCGCUGACAAAUUGUUGCUGGGCAGUCCCUUUCAAAAUAUUUUUGUCCGCGACGUGUAUCCAGCCUUUCACACGGCAAUUCCUACCUUGUCGCCGUCACAUCUAUAA
This is a messenger RNA of Cylindrotheca closterium, 1077 nucleotides long. Lineage: Eukaryota; Bacillariophyta; Bacillariophyceae; Bacillariales; Bacillariaceae. The record is from the annotation of a GenBank genome assembly.